Scaptodrosophila lebanonensis is the source of this 2571-nucleotide messenger RNA. RefSeq lists its product as uncharacterized. The transcript has 11 exons. The record is from RefSeq and is a predicted model, not a curated record. Lineage: Eukaryota; Metazoa; Arthropoda; Insecta; Diptera; Drosophilidae. The coding region runs from base 223 to 2118 and encodes 631 amino acids.
AGUGUCCUGUCGCUGCUGCUGUCAGGCCGCGGCGGCGUCGAGGCCGUGUUCUGGCCGUGUGAAGCCGACGAAGACUGCACAGCUGACGGCUCCGCUUGCGACGUUACCUUGGGCCUUUGCGAGUGCGCAGACUUCGAAACGGUCUUCUCCGAGGAUUUCACACAAUGCUUGAAGACGUCACAGUUUGGGGACACAUGCGAAGAUACCGUUCAAUGCAAUCUUAUGCCAACGGGAGCCAAUUGUAAAGCAGGGGUCUGCGAUUGCGCCGAUGGCCAUAAUUAUGUGCGUGGCAAGUGUAGGCCAUUGAAUGGACUGAGAGAGCCCUGUGAAACGGAUUUAGACUGCUACUUUGGCUACGAUCGAGCAUCGGUGAGCUGUCAGGAUCGUGUCUGUGCCUGUGCAAAUGGCUAUUAUAAUAGAUAUGGCAACAUAUGCCGUCGCAAAUCAAUGGAAUGGGACGAUGCCUGCGUCGUUGAUGCAGACUGUGAAGAAUUGAGCGCAGGUGCCAAAUGCGUUAGUCUAAAGUGCAAUUACGUCGAUGAGGUGACAACACCUGGCGCCGAGCACACCACUGAGGAUACCACACCAGAGGAUAACACACCAGAGGAUAACACACCAGAGGAUAACGAAACAACCGCUGCAACAAAUACAGAGACAACAACUGAGGAGGCAGCGACAACUUCAGCGCUCAAGAGACAAAUAGCCAGAGUUUUUGUGCAUGCGCCUCCCAAAUAUCAAAACGAUGCGGCCAUCCAGGCCAACCCGCCUCUUACCAAUGGCGGAGGCAGCGAGCAUACGGUGGCCACGCCACCAUUAGCCGCGCCACGCAGAUUACGCGAAAUCGCCGUCCAGACAAGCAUCGAGGGCUACGAGCUGCGCGAUUUCGGAAGAACUGUGAGAAAUGUGGGCACGGCUACCGCGUCGACUAGCACCAGUAGCCGGCGCACAUCGAAGAACUAUCGACGACGACGCCUGCCAUCAAUCUUUCGAUUUGACGAUGAGGAUAACAAAACCUAUUCGACACUGGGCUCCAGUCGGGAUGACGACGAUGGGGAUAACAAGCAAUAUGGCAGCAGCUGUACGGAAAAUGGGAAAAGCUGUUCCGGACUGCCGCACUCAAUAUGCGCGAACAAGAUUUGUCUGUGCCAGCAGGGAUAUUACGCUCGGAAUGGCAAAUGUUUCGCGGAGCUUGGUGAGAUAGCGGAGAGUACGGACGAGUGCGAAUAUGAGUUUGAAGAACUUUCGAAGAAGUGCAUAUGCCAAAAGAAUUACUUUUACGAGCGGGACUUGCGAAACUGCAGAAAACCAAUACAAUAUCAUCUAUCGUGCACCUCGAACAGCCAAUGCAGUCCCUUUGGAGCCGCCUUUUGUCAUCCGGAUAUACCCAGGCGCUGUACUUGUGAGGAGUACGCCCAGUACGAUACACUCACGCAACUCUGUGAGUACAAACAGGGUCUGGGUGCCGAAUGCGAGUCCAACGAUGGGUGUCCUGUGGCAAACUCCGUUUGCUCAAACCGCUUGUGCGUUUGCAAGGAGAGCUUCUUUGAAAAGGAAGGCGCAUGCGUGGCAGGCGUUGGAGCGGACUGCGCAGAGAAUGACGAUUGUGCAUUGGAGAAUACCAUUUGCCAGGAGCAGAGUACGAGUAAUUCAGCCAAAGAGUCGGAGGAUCAGGAGCGCUCCUGUCAAUGCCGCAAAGGUUAUGUGCACUUUAAAGAUGAAUGUUUGAAGGAAGCCGAGGAACUGGAGGAAGACUGCGUAGAGGAUGAGCAAUGCAAGCCGCUGCUGGCCAGUUGCAGUGCCGAGCGAAAAUGUAGCUGUACGGAUGAGCAACAUGCGAAGAAUGGACGCUGUGAAACGAAGCGCAACCUGGGCGAAGCCUGCACCAAAGCUACGGAAUGUUUUGUGGAAAAGGAUCCCGAGACGGUUGAGUGUCGCAACUCGGUGUGUCAGUGCAAAUUUGGCUAUCAAGCGGAGACGGAGAAACGUCAAUGCAUACGCGUUAUGCCCAAUAAGAAAAAUUCUUCCGGUAGGCCCAGUGCUCUCAAAAUCAUUACCUUCAUAUUGAUAGGUUCGGCAUUUCUAAUCACAAGCGCAGCUAUUAAGCAGGCCUACUACUAAGAUAACAUGCUAAUGAACCUAGGAAACCCCAUAAAAAUAAGCAACUGAUGAAUGAACGAUUCGAACAACUCGUCGUUCGACAAACCAAACUGAAUAACUUUCGUUAUAAAACUGUAAAUUGUAGUACGUGGACGACUUAAUGUAAUAACUGUACAUUACGCUGAGCGAUACUUUUGAACAUAAUUACAUAUCACAUCGAGAAAUAAACUCGAUACGAGCAGUUGGAGGGAGCGGAGCGUAGGAUUGGACAUUUUAUGUACCAUUUAAAAAAAACUGUAACUGAUAUUUUAGAUUCGAAGCAAUAAAUUGAGGGACAUGCCAGCGAGCUUGGCGCCCAGUCGCCUGAGAAGCUCUCUUCUCUACUCGUACGUAGCUAAAUAUAUAAUAGCAGCUAAGUUUAAAUUCUUGUUAUAAAACGAAUGCAAUAAGUCUAAUAAAUUAACUUUAAGAGAA